This is a messenger RNA of Triticum aestivum (bread wheat), 1250 nucleotides long. Its product is annotated as probable xyloglucan endotransglucosylase/hydrolase protein 23. Gene Ontology annotation, cellular component: apoplast; cell wall. Gene Ontology annotation, biological process: cell wall biogenesis; xyloglucan metabolic process. Gene Ontology annotation, molecular function: xyloglucan:xyloglucosyl transferase activity; hydrolase activity, hydrolyzing O-glycosyl compounds. Lineage: Eukaryota; Viridiplantae; Streptophyta; Magnoliopsida; Poales; Poaceae. The record is from RefSeq and is a predicted model, not a curated record. The transcript is spliced from 3 exons. The coding region runs from base 124 to 1002 and encodes 292 amino acids.
AUUCCACUCACAUGACACAAGCUUCCAGAAAGCUUUCUCCUCAUCUUCAUCUUCUAGUACCCGUUCUUCCUAGCUAGCUCUAGUUGAGUGAGCUUACUUUUGGGAGCAUCCAGCCCGCAACGCAUGGCUCGCAUGGCGGUGUCGGUGCUGGCGAUCCUGCUCGCCUCGUGUGCCCUGGCGGCGGCGAGCUUCGACAAGGAGUUCGACGUCACCUGGGGUGACGGGCGCGGCAAGAUCCUCAACAACGGCCAGCUCCUCACGCUGGGGCUCGAUAAGAUCUCCGGCUCCGGGUUCCAGUCCAAGCACGAGUACCUCUACGGCAAGAUCGACAUGCAGCUCAAGCUCGUCUCCGGCAACUCCGCCGGCACCGUCACCGCAUACUACCUGUCGUCGCAGGGGCCGACGCACGACGAGAUCGACUUCGAGUUCCUGGGCAACGUCACCGGCGAGCCCUACACGCUGCACACCAACGUGUUCACGCAGGGGCAGGGCCAACGGGAGCAGCAGUUCCGCCUCUGGUUCGAUCCCACCAACGACUUCCACACCUACUCCAUCCUCUGGAACCCAAAGCACAUCAUCUUCAUGGUGGACGACAUGCCGAUCAGAGACUUCAAAAACCUUGAGGGAAAGGGGAUCGCCUUCCCCAAGAACCAGCCGAUGCGCCUCUACUCGAGCCUCUGGAACGCCGACGACUGGGCCACGCAGGGCGGCCGCGUCAAGACGGACUGGUCCCACGCGCCGUUCUCUGCUUCCUACCGCAGCUUCAAGGCCGAUGCGUGCGUGGUCACCGCGGCCGGCCGGCCGCGGUGCGGCGCCAGCAUUGGCACGGACGCGGCCCCAGGCACCGGCGGCGCGGCCGCGGCUGGCGACUGGUACAACCAGGAGCUGGAUCUGACACGACAGCAGCGCAUGCGUUGGGUGCAGAGCAAUUACAUGAUCUACAACUACUGCACUGACCCCAAGCGCAUCGCCAUGGGCGUCCCCGCCGAGUGCUCGAUGUAGUGCCCAUGUCCACUGCUAGCACUGGACUGCGUAUUUGUUGAUCGCCGGAGGAAGACGGCCGGAGAUAGGAACGAUGGGUGUAUUGUAUGUAUAGACCGAAAUCAAUCAAUAAGGAUUAGUAAUGGGAAAUGUUGUAAAGUAGCCAGUGGUAGAUUCUUCUGUUCGUCAUUUACGCCCAGUUCGAGUAAUCGUGCUCAGCCUCAAUUCUUGUAUGUAAUAUACUGCCUCUUUUAAGUUCUUUGUCUGUA